UUGGAUUGCAAAAAAAGGGGGAAGCACAUGAAAAAAGAUCCUUCCGUUGGUGUACAUAGAGGUAGAGAUAAAUCUAAAAAUAGUCGUUGGCAAAUGGCGGCAGAGCUGCUCGGUUAAAAUAGACGGUAGACAACUAGGCUAGAAGUCUUCGGUAUAGGGAAAGCAUAUAGCGGCCAUUGAAGAGGAGGUUCAGUUGGGCAGAGCAAGUGGGCCCGAGAUCUUCUUGCGCGACACCACUAGUCUAUUGUGAAAAAUCUUUGGUAUCGACACCGCCUUCACACAUAGAAGUUCCAAAGUUCCACCUACCACCUCCUGUACCUCCUCGUUUCACCACCCUACACUCGUUAUUUCUUUUUCUUUAAAUGAUACAACAAUACUAUAGAAUUACAUUACAGACCUCCUGGGCCAGACAAAGGCGUGUCCAGUUUUGACGUAUCGUUAUACCAAUUUGGAUUUCGUUCGUUCAACUCUUAACGGAUCCUUUUCUUUUGAACCAAUUACCAUCGUGUUUUGGAUCUUGUGCCACUGCAAUAGUUUUGCGUUUCCCUUAACAUAAAAUAACACAGCGAAAUUAAAAAUGGAUAAAACUAAUUGGGGGCAACUGACUCAACUACAAGACGGGCUUCGGAUGAUGGAAGAACGAAGAGACAGUGCUAUACCUCCUAGCUCCCCAAUGGCCAUGACGAUUGACAAGUUACCGGAUAAAGUCGUGCUGCAAAUAUUUUCUUAUCUGGGCCAUCGCGAAAUUUGCCGUUUGGCACGAACAUGCCGCAAAUGGCGAAUGAUGGCUUACGACUCUCGAUUGUGGAAGUCUGUGUCUCUACGACCCGAAGUUUCUGGUCUUCAUGUGGGCAGCCUCGAAGCUUUACUUGCUUUAAUCAGCAUUCGAUUUGGUCCGUCCUUGCGCUACAUCGAAUUGCCAAUCGAAUUAAUCACGCACACCGUGCUGCACGAACUUGGAAGUAAAUGCCCGAAUCUGACCCACAUGUUGUUGGACUUUAGUACUGCUAUGCAACUCCAUGACUUUAACGAGCUACAGGGUUUCCCGACCAAGUUACGCUACAUGUGCAUUUGCCUGAGUGAAGUCAUCUUUAUGGAAGGCUUCAUGCGGAAGAUCUACUCGUUUAUCAAUGGACUGGAAGUACUCCAUCUGAUCGGAACCUAUGAAAAGAUUAGCGAAGAGGAAGAAGAAAUUUACGAAGUUAUCAACAUCCACAAAAUGAAAUCAGCAACUCCCAAUUUGCGAGUCGUCAAUCUCUACGGUAUCAACUUUGUUGACGACAGCCACGUUGAAGCGUUCAGCUCCAACUGCAUCCAGCUCGAAUGUUUGGCUGUCAAUUACUGUGCAAAAGUUACGGGCUCUUCGCUGCGGAUCUUGUUUCAGCGAUGCCGCAAAAUGCGUUGCCUUCUAGCACAGCAAACAGGAUUAUUGAGCGAGCAUGUGCAAGCCGUUGAGUGGGAAAAGACCCAACUCCAAGAAUUGGACAUUACUGGCACAGAUCUAUCAUCAGAUUGUCUUACUGACCUGUUGACUCGAGUUCCCGCUCUUCGUUGGCUCAGCGCUGGACAGCAGGAUGGCUUCAAUGAUAGUGUACUGCGUGCAUUUGCUGAUAAAGGUAAUGCUCGCAGUUUAAUGGCAUUGGAUCUGGACCGUUGCGAAUCUCUCAGCGAGGAUGGCUUAUACAAGUUCCUGUUGAGAUUCGGCCCGCAAUUGCGCGGAUUGGUACUUUCCGGAAUCCCGCACGUCACUGAUCAACUGUGGACCGGAACACUGCCAUCCCUCCGACAAGUCAAGAUCCUUGUCAUGGGUAUGACGGAAGGUUGCUGCCCGAAAAUCAAUCAAAAAGUUCUAGUUGAUCAAUUAGUAGAUUGCAUUGCACAAAAUUGCUCUCAACUGGAACGAUUAGAGCUGCGAUGGGAUCCCGAAACUCUCCGUUACUCGGACAAAAGCCAAAAAGCUAUAGACACGUUGCGUGUUCGCUGUCUUCGUCUCAGGUGCCUCGUUUUGAGCGAUGGAAAGUACUAUGAGACAGUCAAAGCAAAUUUCGAAAGAGCGGAUCGUACGACGGUUGUGCGAACUACAACCAAUUGUCGCGUGUCCAAUUGUUACCUGUCUUCGUUCUACCAAGAUCUGCUCUUCAACUAAUUGUAACUGGAAUGGGCCAAGACGGGCUACGUUUUGGUUUUGUGUAUUAAUAAUCAUUGUUGUGGGGGAUGUCAGGACAUCCUAAAAAAGGAGAAAAGAAAACACAAUCUGAAAGAAUUAAAAAAAAAUUAUUUUGCUUCGUCUUUUUCAUCAAAAAUCGAACCCUUUAAUUUAAAGUCAAGGAUGAAAAAAAUAAUUGAGAAACACACUGAAUUGGCUAAAUAGAAGCUACAAAUAGAGACGUAACCUGUUAGAUGCACGUGAACGUCAACUAAAAUUCAAAAAAUGAUAAAUUGCCACAAUCUCAAAAUUC
Molecule: messenger RNA, 2459 nt
Organism: Daphnia carinata
Lineage: Eukaryota; Metazoa; Arthropoda; Branchiopoda; Diplostraca; Daphniidae
Gene: FipoQ
Product: F-box/LRR-repeat protein 2-like
Exons: 11
Coding region: 578-2146 (522 amino acids)
Biological process (GO): SCF-dependent proteasomal ubiquitin-dependent protein catabolic process; positive regulation of protein ubiquitination
Cellular component (GO): SCF ubiquitin ligase complex
Molecular function (GO): protein binding
Source: RefSeq, a predicted model, not a curated record